Protopolystoma xenopodis is the source of this 225-nucleotide messenger RNA. Lineage: Eukaryota; Metazoa; Platyhelminthes; Monogenea; Polystomatidea; Polystomatidae. The record is from the annotation of a GenBank genome assembly.
AUGAUAAUCAGUUGCCCUGCCCUGUCAGGCAGGAAGACCGAAGCAGACGUCGGCUGCGGUCACGGUCACGGUCAAGAGAGCAGUCCAGCCCAAAGGCCGAUACGGCCGGCAACAUCUACCUCGACCGGCACCAAAUUAUGCACUUCCGCCGACGAUACAAGUAGGAAUCCCUACUCUACCUGGUCGCUAUCAAGUUUUUCUGUCGGCAACGCUUUCACCAUGUAA